This is a messenger RNA of Striga asiatica, 402 nucleotides long. NCBI's taxonomy places the organism in Eukaryota, Viridiplantae, Streptophyta, Magnoliopsida, Lamiales, Orobanchaceae. The record is from the annotation of a GenBank genome assembly.
AUGGAGACCUGCAUUUGGGGCCCGGUAGUGGCUGCGGUUGAUCGGAUGCCAGAGCCCCUCACGGCGGCGUUGGAGAGCUAUCGUGGCGGCGGAGCAGUCGCGGUUGACCGGAUGCCAGAGCCCGUCGGCGAUCCCGACGGCGGCGGUUGUGUGUUGUGCGCGAAUCGACGCCGGUGGUUUGCUGAAGGAGAUGGACAGCCGGGGAAAAAAUAUUGUGAUUGUGGAUCUGGGCUAACCGAGACAGUUUUCACCUCGAUAAGUCAGUGUAGUUUAGGCGAGCCGCUUCCCUUUUUGGGCACUGGACCUAGUUACCGCUCCAUGCCCCUAUCCAACGGAAGACCUUGGUGUGAUCGCUGCAACCGUUCCUUGUUCCCGUCGAAAGUCAGUAUUUGCAAAUUUUAA